Molecule: messenger RNA, 1587 nt
Organism: Alternaria conjuncta
Lineage: Eukaryota; Fungi; Ascomycota; Dothideomycetes; Pleosporales; Pleosporaceae
Exons: 2
Coding region: 1-1587 (528 amino acids)
Biological process (GO): proteolysis
Molecular function (GO): zinc ion binding; metallocarboxypeptidase activity
Source: RefSeq, a predicted model, not a curated record
AUGAGGGCCUCUUACAAGACAGUCUUAGCUGUACUUCCACUCUACGCAAUUACGACCAUCGCGGAUCGAUAUGCCAGCAACAUACGACCGGUAAUUGUGGAUUCACCACAAGUGGCGGCCAACUUUCCCGACGUCGAUGGCAUACAAUUGUUGUCGCCGGCUUUCAUAAAUCCGGAGAACGUACCAGCGACAUUUGCGAACGGCACCUCAGGACCCACUCCACAGGGUCACUUAGAGAGCUUCGUGAAAGGUCUCACCCAGCGUAACGGAUGGAUCACCUACAAUAGCGGCCUGAAAUCUGAGGAAGAUCGCGCGAUCCCAUACGUCACAUUGACAAAUGGCAAGAAAAGCAGUAAGAAACUACGUGUCUGGAUCCAAGGAGGCCAACAUGGGAACGAGCCUGCAGGCGACGAGGGCGUGCUUGCAUUGCUUGGAAAGUUCGCACAAGACUCCCAGUGGAGCGCCAAGGUCCUUGAGAAGAUCGAUCUUACGAUCAUCCCGCGUUACAACGUCGAUGGCGUCGAGUACCUACAGCGACAACUGGCCUCCAACUACGAUCCCAACCGCGAUCACGCAGUCCUCGAGCGAGAGCAGACACGAGCCAUCAGAAAGCUACAGUCUGAGUUCGACCCUCACAUCUUCAUCGACGACCACGAGUACACCGGAGGUAACUUGGUAGCGGAAAAGUACAUCCGCGCGCAGGACCUGCUUGUCUCCGCCAACAAGAAUCAGAACGUCAACCCCAGCAUCCGAGCUUUGAACCAGGAAUUCGUCGACGACAUCUUCUCGGUUGCCGAGAAUAAGGACCUGCGAAUCUUCCCAUACUUCACCACGAGUGUUGCAAACGGCACGAUAACGAUCGAAGAGCCUGAUGCGCUUGCCGCGGCGAAUCACAAGGGUGCUGGUAACUACCAGGCCCUGACUUUCCUCGUCGAGACGCGUGGAAUUGCUAUCGCCGAUCAGCACUUCCAGCGACGUGUAGCUUCGCAUGUUAUUGUGCUAGAAACCAUCCUCAACAAAGCAGUCGAUGAGUUCGACGAUGUGUACAAGAUCGUUGAAGCUGGGCGAAAGGCGUUCAUCGACAGCAAAGACGAUAUCGUUGUCGCGUAUGAACAGCGCAUCACCAACAAGACAGUUCCCUUCAUCGACGCAUCAACCGGCUCACUCAUCUCCGUACCCGUCCGCUCUCGUAACAGCGACCCCUCCAUCAUCACCCUCUCGCGUCCCCGACCAAAAGCCUACGUCUUCUCACGCGCCUGGGCCGAUGUAGCAGAGCGUCUCCGCAUCCUCGGUGUCACCGUCGACGUUCUGGAGGAAGACUUUGUCGGAACUGUUGAAGCGCUCGUAGUCACGAAGGCUGAGCUUGCUGAGACCAAAUUCGAAGGCAUCGCGGGUACAACAGUCACGACUAAUGCGACGCAGCGUGCUGUUACAAUACCGGCUGGCGGCUUCUACGUUGAUACAAAGCAAAAGAACGCUGGGUAUGCAUUCACGCUGUUGGAACCGGAGGGGGAGGCGAGUCAAGUGUAUUAUAACAAGAUUCCGCUGGAGGUCGGGGAUGAAUAUCCAGUAUUUAGGGUUUUGUAG